Molecule: messenger RNA, 906 nt
Organism: Cyphellophora attinorum
Lineage: Eukaryota; Fungi; Ascomycota; Eurotiomycetes; Chaetothyriales; Cyphellophoraceae
Product: putative maintenance of ploidy protein mob1
Exons: 3
Coding region: 1-906 (301 amino acids)
Biological process (GO): signal transduction; positive regulation of protein phosphorylation; cell division
Cellular component (GO): cytoplasm; nucleus
Molecular function (GO): protein kinase activator activity
Source: RefSeq, a predicted model, not a curated record
AUGUUCGUACCCUUCAGUUCCUCGCCGAUAACAUCACCUAAGCCGCUGAAGCCGCACUGCACCCUCAAGCAGUCGGCGUCAUGCGUCACCAUCAACACAUACACUCUCUUCGAGACCCCCGCUUCUCCCACACUUGCUCUAAGCAGCAACAAGUCGCCGAAGACCCCAUCGCGCGCAGUUGAGAUAUUGCGCGACAAAUGGGGCGAUCUGAGCAACUUCAAGUCGAGUCCACAUUCUGACCGUGAAUCUUCUCCUUUUAGCAAUGCCCGCACGAGGGGUCAGUUCAAGCCUUCGCAGCGAGCUGGGAAGGGCAAUACCGCCUUUCAGUUGAAGCAGUUUGCAGAGGCGACGUUGGGGACUGGGAGUCUGCGCAAGGUUGUCAAGCUGCCUGAGGGCGAAGAUCUGAAUGAGUGGCUUGCUGUCAAUGUUGUCGACUUCUACAACCAGAUCAACCUGCUCUAUGGCUCCAUCACAGAAUUCUGCUCGCCGCAGUCGUGCCCCGAGAUGAAGGCCACCGACGAAUUCGAAUACCUCUGGCAAGAUGCCGCAACCGGCUACCCGAAACCCACCAAGAUGCCUGCGCCUGAAUACAUCGAGCACCUCAUGACAUGGGUCCAAUCCAAUAUCGACAACGAAGCCACCUUCCCAUCGCGCAUCGGUGUUCCCUUUCCCAAGCACUUUCCUCAGAGCGUCCGCAACAUCUUCAAGCGCCUUUACCGAGUCUAUGCGCACAUCUACUGCCAUCACUACCCAGUGAUCGUGCACCUCGGACUGGAGCCACACCUGAACACGAGUUUCAAACACUAUGUGCUGUUCAUCGACGAGCAUGGGCUGGAGAAAGGUGGUGGGAAGGACUACUAUGGUCCGUUGGGGGACUUGGUGGAUAGUAUGUUGAAGAGCGAAUGA